This is a messenger RNA of Pleuronectes platessa (European plaice), 2497 nucleotides long. RefSeq names its product URI1 prefoldin like chaperone (gene uri1). The record is from RefSeq and is a predicted model, not a curated record. Gene Ontology annotation, molecular function: phosphatase inhibitor activity; chromatin binding; transcription corepressor activity. The transcript is spliced from 12 exons. Bases 541 to 2010 code for a protein of 489 amino acids. Gene Ontology annotation, biological process: negative regulation of transcription by RNA polymerase II; negative regulation of phosphatase activity. Lineage: Eukaryota; Metazoa; Chordata; Actinopteri; Pleuronectiformes; Pleuronectidae.
CAACCGGAUGUGCUGCUGUUAACUCCGGCGCGUUGACCUUGGACGUUAGGUGCAUGGCGCAGUGACAGUGACGAGGGGGGAUCGCUGCUAAUUGUGGAUUAUUAAAACGCGUGGAUGCUUUUUGUCGGGAGAUGCUGCAGGUAUCGUGAAGUGAGAUGAUCCCUCGGAUGAAGCUGUGGAUGAGCAUCACUGCCCCAUUGAUGACCACGAGCACAACGGGUCGCAGGACGAGCUGCUGCUGCUGCUACAUUCAUAAACACUUGUUUAGGACUCACAACAACCCCUGAGCUUUGUUUGCUUGGGCUCGUUUACAAACAACCAAACAAACACACACGGAGGAGAGGAACACAAGCCCUUGCAGGUUCCCGUCGUGCACGUGGACGGAUCAUGGCGGAGGAAGGUAAAGUGAGUGUGGAUGAUCUCGGUGGAGUUGUCAGGCUCCGGGAGGAACACGAGAAGAUGUUCUGACCCUUUGGAUGCAGAUGUGACAGCUGUGUGUACUUUCCUCUCCUGCUUCCCCCUGAAGUUGGUUUUGUUUCCAUGAAGAUGAUUCCUAAACUCGGAAAGAACAUUUAUGAUGUGGUGAAAGACUGUGAAAGUCGGAUUCAACACUGGAAGAAGGUCUCCGGUGACUACGAGGCUGUGAAUGAGCGACUUCAAACUCUACCAGAUCAACUGUCGUACGACAUCAUGGUGCCGUUCGGCCCUCUGGCCUUCAUGCCCGGGAAGCUGGUGCACACCAACGAGCUCAUGGUUUUGCUCGGCGACAACUGGUUCGCCAAGUGCUCGGCAAAGCAGGCUCAGAAAAUCGUCGACCACAGAACGAAACACGUGAAGAGUGAACUUGACGAUCUAUCCAAGACAAUGAAAAACUUUGAAGCCAGAGUUGGCUUUGUGAAGGAUUUGGAAACCUUCUCAGCCAGAAAACAGGAAUAUGCUGAAAUCAGAGAAGAGGUCAGACACGAUAUUGCAGUCACCAAAGGAAGGCAAAGAGUAGCUCACAGGCCAAAUUCUAAGCCCAAGCUGGAAACCAUAUUGGAUCUAAAAGAGGAGGAUGAAGAGGAGAACCAAGAAGAGAGCAGUGAUGAAGGGAGCAGAAAGGGCAUCGUGACUGAGGAGGAGUUGUGGGCCAGACUGGAUGAACUGGAGAAGCUGGAGGAGCUGGAGGAUGAGCAGGACAGAUUAUCUGAUAAUGCAGAUAUGAACAGCGAGGACACAUCUUCCUCUUCCUCAGAGGAGGACAAGGAGAAGGAAGGAGAUUCUGCUUCUCCUGUAAACGGAUUGAGUCCGAAGCCAAGCUGGACCUCCGUGCCUCAAAGUACAGCGCCGCCCGAUGUGGAGCGGAAACAGGAGGAUGACGAUGAGGAAGAGGAAGGCCACUGCUUGCCCACCAUCUUUUUCACUCACACAGUCGAACCCAAGAAGGUGAGGAUAAACACAGGAAAAAACACCAUGCUGAAGUUCAGUGAGAGGAAAGAGCAGAAGGAGAUAUUAAAGAGGAAAAAGAAAAACGGACACAACAAUGGACUCUCCCAUCACGAGCUUCACAAAAUCACCACACCAGCAGACAUUUACAGGUUGUUUGUGGACGUGAAGAACGGGGAGCCCGUCCCCAGGAAGUCCAUCCUGAAGUCCCGGAGCCGGGAGAACAGCGUGUGCAGCGACACGAGCGAGAGCAGCGCGGCCGACUACGAGGAGCGGCGGCUGACCGGACGCAGCUUCAGCCACGACGAGGCGACCACCAGCGACACCAGCGACGGCGUCACAGAGGAGGACAGUCCGACGGGGGGGCCGCUGCACCCCCCCAACAGAUUUGAGGCCUUUUCAGGUAUGGUGGUAGAGAAGGACCCGAUGACUUCGGCCGUGCCCCACAUGACCAUCGCUCCACCAGCUCUGCCGACCAUACUGGAGAGGAGACAGGAGGAGGUGGCGGUGCCCGAGGUCGCCCCGCCCCAGCAGGCCCCGAAGAAGGUGUCCAAGUUCAAGGCUGCCCGGCUGCAGCGGACGUGACGAGUAAAAUCCCACACGUCACAAUGACCUUUAUUCUUUUUUUAUUAUUAUUUCUCCUUUUCUACUGUCCACUUGUCUUUAGUCCAGUUUCACCUCUAAUCAUACAGACAGCUUCUCCCCUUUAUAUGUGACUCCUCUCGGGGGGGGAAAUGCUAAAUCCUUUUUAAAAUCUUGCUUAAUGUGUAACUGCUUUUCAACCUGCUCCCUGCGUUGGGUGAUUCUGUUGUUUGAACCAAUCACCGUCUGUCACUCCUCUGUUGAAUGAUGCCAGUUUAGGUUUAACGCUCGACCGCCACUAGAUGAGCUGCCUCGUUUUGUUUCUUUUCAUUUUCAAGUAAUGCUCUUUAAGUUGGCUCUAGCUGUCUCUACCUUCUCUUAACCUGCAUAAUGAAUGUAUCUUUUCCUUUGUGAUCAGCUUUAUGUAAAGACAAAAAAAAGAAGAAGAUUAUUGAUAGAAAUUCAAAGGAAAAUAAAUGAUUUUGGCAAA